UUAACGAGUCCGUUUCGUGUCGCCUUUUGGCGGUUUUAACCUAUUUGUUUUCGGUUUCGAACAUUAUUCAUUUCUCUCUCUUCAUUUUCAUUUCGGCACUCACUGUGGCCUGUGGUGAAAACCUAGUUUCUCUUCGCCUUCUCUUCUUUCUGGAUAAUAUUCAAGAGAAUAUGCGAUGGAUCGGGAAGAAUAUUUGCGCAAGUGUUCCAAUAUGAAAUGCCAAAGAGUUCAGCUUGAUGAAUCAUAUGUGCCCUCCCUUCAAGAUGAUGAAAUGGAAGUUGAGCAUUUGCUUGAAGAACCUAGAAAUGAUCAUGUUUCAUUGGAUGGCACUUUAACUUCUCAUACCGCUUUGAAUGACAAAGAUGAUUUGGAACUAGAGGUCCUUGAUGGAUUCCUUGGAGAUGGAUUCCUGGAUGAUGUUGACAUCAAUGAUCUUGAAGGAACUGAUGUUUUCUCCAAUGCAUGUGGAGGGUAUUUCUUGGAUUUUGAUUUGGCAAAGGUUGAGAUACUAGAACAUGGUGCUUAUGAAGACUCGCCUUUGGAAAAUUCAAAUUCAGAAAGUCAUUCUCCAGGAUUUAGUGGCAGUAGCACUGUUGGUGGGAUAUCAGAAUCAACAAAAGCACCCAAUAGUACACAAUCUAAAUCCGAAAUUAAAUCUCUGGAUGAGACAGUCAUCCAUGAUACACAUGGUGUCUUCAGGAACAAUCCAAGUCAACCAUCAAAUGUAGAUUGCAUGUACAACAUUUCACUUGAUAUACAGCAUCUGCAUGAGUUGAAUAAUGGUUAUCCUUUAGCUGGUAGUAUAUUGUCUUGUAAGAAGGAAAAUGUUACUGUUGAACAAUGUCAAUCUGCUCCACCUAGAGAGAAGAGAUUCCGAAAGCCUACUCAGAGGUAUAUUGAAGAAUCUUCAAAUUUGAAGUCAAAAGAAAAAGUAUCAACUACUGGUGUAAAACGUAAACGGCGGACUGUGUCAUUAAGCAAUGAGUUCCAUACAAAAACUAAAGAAUUGAAAGAUAUUCCAAGCGACGAGUCUAGUAGUGGGAAUAGUGAUGUGACACUUUCUGAGUUGCAACGCUGCAAGAAGCAUCCAAAGAAAGAGAAGCUCGAGUAUGACUAUGAGCCUUUUUCAUCGGAAGAGUCUGAGGAUGAACAUUUGACACCAAAAAGAGGCAGAUCAAAAGAUCGAAGAAAGAAUCAAAGGAUGUGGACAGUCUCUGAAGUGACAAAGUUGAUUGACGGCAUAUCUCAAUAUGGAGUUGGUCGAUGGACUGAUAUACAGAAGUUUUUGUUUUCUUCUGAAGGCUACCGAACUCCCACUGAUGUCAGGGACAAGUGGCGUAACCUUUUAAGAGCCUGUACUGCACAGAAAUUCAGCAAUAAAGAGGAUGAGCAAAAUGAUGAGACUGCCCCGCGGAUCUUACCUUUUAGUGUGGCUAGCCGAGUGCUGGAAUUGGCUCAAAUUCACCCAUACCCAAAGCGACGAAACAAAAAGAGAUUCACCAGUGAAAGCUAUGGUCCAUCUAGUAGUCUUGGCAAAAGAAAUUUACGUAGGAAGAAGUGUACUUAGAAGCAAAACUCCAUGUGUAAAACAGUCCAGUGAAUCCAUAGUCAAAAGAAUCUUGUUGAAAUUUUGGUAUCACAUUUGCACAAUUUUCUUCUUUCAUCAAGUAAUUUCUGCUUGUAAAUCUACAGAGGCAUAGAAAUUUCAAAUUGUGAACUUGAGGAAUCAUUGGUUAGCCUGCAGAAGUUUGCAAUCUUUAAUGCCUAACCCCUUCAGUAUUGUGAUUUUCUUGGUGGAAUUAACCUAUUUAUGAUGCUGUACUUA
Messenger RNA from Medicago truncatula (barrel medic), 1825 nucleotides. RefSeq lists its product as uncharacterized. The record is from RefSeq and is a predicted model, not a curated record. Lineage: Eukaryota; Viridiplantae; Streptophyta; Magnoliopsida; Fabales; Fabaceae. Bases 176 to 1567 code for a protein of 463 amino acids. The transcript is spliced from 9 exons.